UGUGGGUCAUCCCGCUCACGUCACGUGACAUCGCGUCCGACCAAUCAGCGCUCUCCCCCGCGGAGCGCUUCCGGUGGUGUUUCCUGUCAGUGUUUGUAAACUGAGGAAAAAAAUUGGAAGUGCGACAAGAAACAAUAACGUAGAAACUGUGAAACCCGGAAGGCUUUGGCCCCUGAUGAUUUGGGUGGGUGUGGUCUCUUCUGUCACCCCUCAUCCUGAGUGAAGCCCCCUCUGUUUCCCCCAAACACACACGCAUUCAAACCACGGCGAUGACACACCAUUCCAACAACUCUGUCCGAGACCAUAUGAAAUGGGCUGGGUUGCUGGGUUGCGAGGCGGUGCUGUCCAGCAUGGCCCUGAUGCAAGCCAACAGCAUCCCAGGCCAGAAGAAGAUGAUGUCAAAUUUGGGCCAGGGGCACAGGGCCAGCAACGAGAGCCAGCAGAGCCACUCACAGCACCACAACCACCAUGGACACCAGGUUCACCAUGGACAACCACACCACAGCCACAUGGGCCAUCCCUCAGCCGGGAGCUGCCCUCCCCUGCUAAUCCGAAAGGACGGUGAUUACCAUUCAUCAAAGCUGAUGGACGGAAAGGACAUGCAGGCAAACCAGAAUAUGCAACCGAAGAAGAAGCACAAAAAAUCUGGGUUAUCCAACAAAGUUAAAGAGAAAGUGGAGCAUUUACUUCCAGCAGUGAGUAUGGAUGACGACAGUUCAUUGAAAGUGCAGAAGAACUUCAUCUGUGACCACUGCUAUGGAGCUUUCCGGAGCAGCUACCACCUCAAGCGACAUAUACUCACACAUACAGGGGAAAAGCCAUUUGCCUGUGAUGCAUGUGAUAUGCGGUUCAUUCAGCGUUACCACCUGGACAGACACAAGCGGGUGCACAGCGGAGAGAAGCCGUACCAGUGCGAUCGCUGUCAUCAGAACUUCUCACGGACCGACAGGCUGCUGAGGCACCGGCGGCUCUGCACAGUCGGAGUGAGCAAAGAAGAAAACCAGUACUCGCAGGACGCAUCUGCCCAUCCCGCAUCCUGGAGCCCACUACAGCCUUCCAACAACCGCCUGACUGUCUGACCCCCAAACCCUCCCCCCACAGAGACAGUACAAAACAGCCGGCUGAAUCUCAGUCAUGUCGAAAGCUGGAGCCUGACUUUACUGUAACGGAAAACAGCCCGGCUUGAAUCUUUAGUUUGCUGUCAUCAGCUCAUGCAUCGAGUUUGAUUGUGGAUUUUUGUACUUUUUUUUUUUUAUCUAUUGUUACAGUCACGAUACACAUAAAAAGGGAGACAACUAAUUCACAAUCUCGGACAACAGUUGAUGUUAUGGCAAUAACCUAAUGACAAAGACACACAUCUGCUUUUAUCGGAAAGGUUUUUGGUUUUGCUGCCAAGAGAUUCUGAAUAGUUUUGACUGCAUGGACCUAAGUGCAUCAUACAGCGCCUCCUGUGUGUCCUGCAAUCAGCCCUGGAGCUGCCUGUUACUACACAUGGACAAUUCACUGAGGGACAAAGACACAGAACCAUGUUGCUUUUUAAGUUCUGCUUAUUUUGUGUUGAUGAGGUUACGACUCGUCUGCCAGCCUCUGCUGACAAGAAGGAACAAGACUAGUGAUCCUUGCUGCAUCGAGGAAACAGUUAUCCUCCUGUCCCAUGUGUCUGAACACCUGCAUUAUGUAACACUAAAGACAGGUUAUUUAUGAUGCUCCUGAAAUGUUAAUUUCAAUUAAUUUUGGUGUUAGUUAAGUUGUGUAGCGACUUCUGGCACGUAUCCACUGCUGUACCUUGUUUAAAAGGGGUCAUGCCCGAGCUGUGGCAGGUGACACUAUUGAAACACGGAGCCCGUUCAGACCUGGUAUUAACAUCCGUCCCGAGGCAUCCGAUCACAUUGAUAAGUUCAGGUCUAAGUGCAUCCAAAUGCGUCCUGAGACUUGAUCACUCAGAUCACAUUCAGAGGUGGUCAAGGACACGUGGCCAUAUUCAUAGCUGUGUGACUGCAGAUGCAUCCUGGGCCACAUAUUCAGGAUCGCCUGCUCAGCUGAUGUCUCUGACCCGCUACAGUUUUACAAAAAUGAAUCUCAAGUAUUUUUACGCUUCUCUGUGUCCAUACGUUGAUUUGUUUGUGGCCACUGACACAAUAUCGACAGUAACUACUGCAUGAGAUUCAUUCAGUCCCUCCUGACCCUCCGUCUAUAUACCUCUCUCUCUUGCUCACUCGUGCUGACACAGUGACAUCAGACACAUAUAGUCAGACUGGGUAAAAACAACAUAAUGUGCUCGUGAUUAUUUUCAUUUAGCAGGGGGAAGUGAGAUCCGAUCACAAGUGGUCACAGGAGACACAUUCAGGACGCAUCUUAACACCAGGUGUGAACAUUCAAGCUUAAUGCUGUCCACUUGUGAUCUGAUUUCUCAGGACGGAUGUUGACACCAGGUCUGAACAGGACCCCAGUAGAAGGUUGACAGGUUUUGUAGAAAUAGCCUUGAUUGUUUUUAUAAAUGCUCUUGAACAAGUUAGUGAGCUUUUUUUAUAAUGUUAGCUGGAUAUAGGAACCACCUGUCUGUGGCAAAAAUGAUCUGUGUGACACACUCUAUAUACUGUAAAUUCAAUAUGUGUCUUUUCCUAGAAACCACUGUCAGUCUUAUUUUUUCCCCACUCUGCGUCAUCCUUUCAGAGUAUUUCUGAUACGUGAGGCUGGGUCAGCAUAUUGUCGGUAGUCCCUGGGAUUUACCUGAAAGUUCCUGAGAGCGCAUUAGCCCAUGAAAUCUCAUCAAAAACUGAUUUUUUUAACACUGUUUGCACACAGGUGCAUCAAAACUAUCCCUAGACCCCCAAAAAUCAUGUUCUCUGUGGAUUCUGGGAAAGUUUUUCCUGGAGCUCAGCGGUUUAAUUCAACUCUCAUGAAAUUGCCAGCUCAUGCAGCUUAAAGUAUAAUUUGGCUCAUCUGCAGAUUUCCAGAGCUGAUCUCCGUCUUGACCUGAGCGAAUGUGAUAUGAAUACAGUGCCAUGUCAUUUCAUCCCCACUUUAACCUUGAGCAUCUUCAGUGAAGAUGAUAAUUUGGGCUAGGCUGAACACAAGUUCUACAUGGUGUUUUCUAUGAUGCUGACCUACAUUGUAUUACUGUAAGUUAUGGCCCUCUGUAGGAUCAAAUCAGUUUGUGAACACUGGACUGAAGAUGGUAGCUCAGUAGUAAAGAAGAGAGGAGUAACAUUUGUUUUCUGUUUAGACUAAAACCUGUGUUACUGUAGACUGGUAGUUCUGUUGCUUUCAGACUUUUAGAUUGUGGGGAAGGAGACUGUCUACUGUUUAUGAAGUUAAUAUAUAUUUAAAAUGUAUUAGGGGUAGAAAAUAGUAUGUAUGGGACCUACACUCCAAAACAAAUCAAAGUAUUUACAAAGUUAUAAACCUUAGUCUGAUGAUUUCUUAUGGAAACUGAAAAGGCCAUAAUGAGUUAUUGUUCAUCUAGUUAGCUGGAGUGAAGUAAGAGCCGACUCUUACCAAUUUUAGAAUAGCAGCCAUGACUGUUACCAUAUUGUUUUUUACAUUUUUCUUUUGCAUGUAUUUGUUGGAGGGACUUGUACAUAUAUAUUUUGUUCUGGUAACGUCUUUAUUUUAAAUGCCAGCCUCAGUUUGUUUUUGUAAUUUCAGGGGUGUGAAGUAAAGACUCAGUCAAUCAAAACUGUAGUGAAUGGAGUUUUAGGCCCCAAGUCUCAAUAAAGCUGUUACAUUUUUUCAACAAA
Messenger RNA from Paralichthys olivaceus (Japanese flounder), 3740 nucleotides. RefSeq names its product zinc finger protein 740b (gene znf740b). Gene Ontology annotation, cellular component: nucleus. The record is from RefSeq and is a predicted model, not a curated record. NCBI's taxonomy places the organism in Eukaryota, Metazoa, Chordata, Actinopteri, Pleuronectiformes, Paralichthyidae. Gene Ontology annotation, molecular function: DNA-binding transcription factor activity, RNA polymerase II-specific. Gene Ontology annotation, biological process: regulation of transcription by RNA polymerase II.